GGUGGCGCAACAUGAUUGGCUGGAAACAAAAACGAAAAGAAAUCUGAAGGACAAAAUGUUACCGGCAAAGAAAAACAUAAAUCGGAUUCGUAUUCCGUUCAUUUUUCUUGCAAGAUCGAUCGAACAACCGUCCCAUCAGAGAGUCCAUAACCCGCACCGGCGGGGACACCAAUAAAAAGCGCAGAAGCUCUUCCUCCCCGCCAUUCCCGCACACUGAGCAGAGCUCUGCUCGCCGCAACCGAACUGAGAUUUGCAUCGGCCAUCGCCAGAAUCUUCGGCAGAAACCUACCUACGGUAUUUUACCUCCUUCCGUAUUCCUGGAUCCUGUCGAGAGCGGAGGCAGCAGCAGCAACAGUAGCAGGAGGAGGUAGGAGGAAGGAAAGAUGAAUAUAUUCAGAUUAGCAGGUGACAUGACUCACCUCGCCAGCGUUCUCGUCCUGCUGCUCAAGAUCCACACCAUUAAGUCAUGUGCAGGUGUCUCUUUAAAGACCCAGGAACUUUAUGCACUUGUCUUUAUCACUCGCUAUUUGGACAUAUUUACCUCUUUUGUAUCCAUCUAUAAUACCAUCAUGAAGUUAAUAUUCUUAGGAAGCACAUUCUCAAUUAUAUGGUACAUGAAACGCCACAAGCUUGUCCGAAGAUCUUAUGAUAAAGAUCAAGAUACCUUCCGCCACUGGUUCCUCGUACUGCCUUGUCUGAUCCUUGCCCUUCUUAUUCACGAGAAAUUUUCAUUUCUGGAGGUGAUGUGGACUUUUUCCAUAUUCCUAGAAGCAGUUGUCAUACUUCCUCAACUUGUACUGUUACAGCGGACCAGAAAUAUUGACAAUUUGACAGGUCAAUAUGUGUUUCUUCUGGGUGCUUACCGGGCCCUUUAUAUACUCAACUGGAUCUAUCGUUACUUCACAGAGCCGAACUAUGUUCACUGGAUAACUUGGAUUUCAGGGCUCGGGCAAACGCUGCUUUAUGCCGACUUCUUCUACUAUUACAUUGAGAGUUGGAAAAACAACAAGAAGCUCCAGUUACCGGCAUGAGUGAUUUCUUAUGGUAGCUGGAGAUUUGCAGGCGCGUGGGGACGGAUUCAGUUUGGGAGCUGCCAAAUUUUGUUGCUGUUUAUGGACUUCUGUCCUUUUUACUGUAUGAUGAUGGUUUAGCCACUUUAGCAGUUCUAUACUAUACUAGAGCCAUGCCUUCAAAGAGAUGCCGACUCCGAACGUACACUCGAUACUCCAUUUGUGUACUUUUGGGACCCGGUUUUGUUUGUGACAUCUUCAAGUAAAGGUUGAUGCAC
Linum tenue is the source of this 1288-nucleotide messenger RNA. Lineage: Eukaryota; Viridiplantae; Streptophyta; Magnoliopsida; Malpighiales; Linaceae. The record is from the annotation of a GenBank genome assembly.